This is a messenger RNA of Polyodon spathula (Mississippi paddlefish), 842 nucleotides long. RefSeq names its product outer dense fiber of sperm tails 3-like 2b (gene cimap1d). The record is from RefSeq and is a predicted model, not a curated record. NCBI's taxonomy places the organism in Eukaryota, Metazoa, Chordata, Actinopteri, Acipenseriformes, Polyodontidae. Gene Ontology annotation, cellular component: cytoskeleton. The transcript has 4 exons. Bases 45 to 818 code for a protein of 257 amino acids.
UUUUUGGGUUCCAUUCCUCCUGUGCAAGAACUUUGCAGCAGCAAAUGGCAGACCCAGAGAAGAAGCGGCCCCUGAUCACCGCCCGUGAGAGAGGACCUGGUCCUGGUAGAUAUGGUUUACCACCAACCAUCGGCUUCAUCGGCCAUGAUUUCACAAGAGCGACCGGCCCGGCAUACUCCUUUCACAGGAGGAUGAGUAACGCAAUGUACUUUGUGGACUCCAGCCCUGGACCCCAGUAUUACAUUGAUGCCAAAGUGACCCGCUUUGGAAGAGACGGCACCCCAGCGUACUCAAUGCUGGGCAGAACCAGAGAGUCCUCUGCUUUCCAGACCCCAGGACCAGGGGCUUACAGCCCUGAAAAUGCCCCUCCCCUGAACAGACAGCAAAGACCUCCAUCUUACACCAUGGGCUCUCGUACGAGGUACCGCACGACGGACACGGUGCCAGCGCCCAACAAGUACACCCUGCCUGUCCUGCUGGGGUCCAGAGUGCCCACCAAGCCCUCCAGCGCCAGUUACACAGUGUCAGGCCGCACCAAAUCAGGGGGCUACUCGGAGGACCUGUCUCGUACCCCGGGCCCAGGCAGGUACAACAGCACAGACCCCAGCACCUACCUCCCCAGACAGCCGGCGUUUUCUAUGCUGGGCCGCUACAAGCUGCCUUCCGAUGCCACCAAGAAGCCCGGGCCCGGAGCCCACAGCCCGGAGAAGGUCGUGGUCCACAAGCCUCGGCCGCCUGCCUACUCCCUCGGGGUCCGGCAUUCCGAGUUCGUGACCCCACUCGUUAUCGGCAUGUCCGAUUUAGAAAUGCCAAUUUAAAAAGGUUAUAAAAGAUUACUAAUC